Messenger RNA from Melozone crissalis (California towhee), 5775 nucleotides. RefSeq names its product cAMP responsive element binding protein 1 (gene CREB1). The transcript has 8 exons. Gene Ontology annotation, biological process: regulation of transcription by RNA polymerase II. Gene Ontology annotation, cellular component: nucleus; ATF4-CREB1 transcription factor complex. The coding region runs from base 200 to 1183 and encodes 327 amino acids. NCBI's taxonomy places the organism in Eukaryota, Metazoa, Chordata, Aves, Passeriformes, Passerellidae. The record is from RefSeq and is a predicted model, not a curated record. Gene Ontology annotation, molecular function: DNA-binding transcription factor activity, RNA polymerase II-specific; cAMP response element binding; protein binding.
UCGGCGCUUGCUCCCUGGCUGGCGCUCCUCAGUCGGCCGCUGCCUGCCUGUCGCCGGGCUGGGAGCGCCUGUGUGUGUGAGUGACGCGGCGGAGGUGUAGUUUGACGCGGUGUGUUACGUGGGGGAGAGAAUAAAACUGCGGCGAGAUCCCAGGCGCGAACGAAAGCAGUGACGGAGCAGCCUGGUAACCGGUAACUAAAUGACCAUGGAAUCUGGAGCAGAGAACCAGCAGAGUGGAGAUGCAGCCGGUACAGAGGCAGAAACCCAACAGAUGACAGUACAGGCACAACCACAGAUUGCAACGUUAGCCCAGGUAUCUAUGCCAGCAGCUCAUGCAACAUCUUCUGCCCCCACGGUGACCUUAGUUCAGCUGCCCAAUGGGCAGACGGUUCAAGUGCAUGGAGUGAUUCAGGCUGCCCAGCCAUCAGUUAUUCAGUCUCCACAGGUCCAGACAGUUCAGAUCUCCACCAUAGCAGAAAGUGAAGAUUCACAGGAAUCAGUAGACAGUGUCACAGACUCACAGAAACGAAGAGAAAUCCUGUCCAGACGACCCUCCUACAGAAAAAUUUUGAAUGACUUGUCCUCAGACGCCCCAGGAGUGCCAAGGAUCGAAGAAGAAAAGUCAGAAGAGGAAACAGCAGCACCUGCCAUCGCCACUGUCACGGUGCCAACUCCCAUUUACCAAACCAGCAGUGGGCAGUACAUUGCCAUCACCCAAGGAGGAGCAAUCCAGUUGUCUAACAAUGGCACAGAUGGAGUACAAGGUCUCCAGACAUUGACAAUGACCAAUGCAGCUGCAACCCAGCCUGGCACCACCAUUUUACAAUAUGCACAGACCACAGAUGGACAGCAGAUACUGGUACCCAGCAACCAAGUUGUUGUACAAGCUGCCUCAGGAGACGUGCAGACCUACCAGAUCCGCACGGCCCCGACCAGCACCAUCGCUCCAGGAGUGGUCAUGGCGUCCUCGCCCGCGCUGCCCACCCAGCCGGCAGAGGAGGCCGCGCGCAAGAGGGAAGUGCGUCUGAUGAAGAACAGAGAGGCAGCACGUGAAUGUCGCAGGAAGAAAAAGGAGUAUGUGAAAUGUCUAGAAAAUCGAGUGGCUGUGCUUGAAAACCAAAACAAAACACUGAUUGAGGAGUUGAAAGCACUUAAGGACCUUUACUGCCACAAAUCAGAUUAAUUUUGGAUUCUCAUUUUCACUUGUCCAGGUGGGAUAGAGACUGGUUCUGGUUAUACCCAGAAAGACAAAGUAAACUUUUUAUUUUCUAAACAUUUCUUUUUUUCUAUGCGCAAAACUGCCUGAAGCAACUACAGGAUAUACUUCAUCUGUGCUUUGCAUCAAACUGUGAAUGUUCAAGUACUUGCCUCCACUUCUCCCCUUACAAGAUGAAUUUCAUCAUCAGUCUCAGCAUGAAGAAGAACAGGCUUCUCUCUCGUCUCCCGAUCCUCUUCAAGGAAUAACAAUGGUCACUUGGGAAGUUACUGUGGGGAGGGUCCUUUUGUAAAAUGUCAAGGAUUUGUGCUGAGCUCUUUCCAUUGCCUUAGAGACAGAGCCACCCCAGCCUCUUGGUCCAGAGAGCAGUGGGCCACACAGGUGGAGCAUGUCUGGUGCAAUGAAGAAGCAGUGGUUGCCACACUGGUUUGACACGUUCCUGCUGAGCUGUACCAAUACAUGGCUGAGCAGCAUGCCAGACCAAGGGCACCUCACUGCCAUGUUCUUGGUGUGGAGAGAACACACCUUCUUCAGACUAGCCCAGGAGGGGCUUUGAUCUGCAAUUAUCUGUAUUAAGCCCUCCUGGACUAGUAAAACAUUCUCCAUACUUGAGAAACAAAUGCAUUGAAAUGAGCUUCACUGGUCAGUUGUUGAUUCUCAUGGCUUAUGUGUGCAAGUGCGUUCAGCGUUCUGAAUGCACGGAAAACAGACACCAACUUCAUAGGAUAUGGGUUGGGGAAUUAUAUUUGGAUGGGAAAGAAAAUUUUAAAAAAGAUGCAGUUGUGAUGUUCUGUAAACAGGGGUAACACAUUACAGCACUACCUAUUUGUAUGCACAACAACUAAGCAGUUGAAGCAUAGCCAACUCCACUUAAGUACUCUCUGAAGACAGUAUGGUCUGUGUCUCAAGUCCUCUCAAGCAAUGAGGUUGUUUUUAUUUCCCUACCACUGUCUUAUGCAAUGGAAAUUAUUGUGCUCAAUAGAAAUAUCAGCCUGGUUUGCUAAAUUCUUUUUUGAACUUUGAGGCUGCCUUCUAUACAUAAAUUAAAUUUCAGUAUAACUACUAGGACAACCUCAAAUAUUCAAGAGGACUUCAAACACGAAUAUUCCAACUCCUGCUUUGAAAGGGAAAAUACUGAUUAUUUGAACCUGGCCAGAUUAGCUAAACUCUUAAUUUAUUUGGGAUAUUUUUUCAUGGAAAGGGUCAGAUUUACUGAGUAAUCUAUUCCUGCCACUGAAAUUACUUACGUGCCUCAGAUGUUUGCAAGAUCAGGUUUUUUUUUCUGUGCACUUAGGAACUGUGGUCUUUCCCAGAUUUAUGGUGUUAAAAAAGGUAGUUCAUAUUUAAAAAAACCUCUGUACUAAGCAUUAGGACUUCAAAAGAAUCAUGCUCAAAAAGAACCAAAAAAGAUCCUCAAGAAGUUGUCAAAAAGAAUGUGUCCAAAAGAAUCAUGUGCUGUUUGUGUACUGGCCCUCUGAAGCCAGUCUGUCACUGUGUUUACUCGGGUCAUUUGAUGGAGUAAGUUUACUUUGUGCUUCUGGUCAAACUUCUAUGUAUAGAAACAUAUGGAUGAGGCUCUGGUCUAUACCAGUGCCUUGCCUAGCAGAGUAUUAGCUAAUAUUUUUUCCCAUUCACUCUAUAUCUAUUUAAGAUAAAUUUCAUACACAGGCUUCUAAAAGGUUGUACAAUCAGUGUGACGUUAUAAGGAAAAUACUUGGAAGACUCUGGGCAGUUGAGUCUCAAACACCUAAGCAGUAUUAAAAGUUCUAGGUUUCUCAUUUGAGGGGCAUUCAGUUUCCAAGAGACUUAAUUUAAAAGGAGCAGGGUUAAACUUACAGCAUUAUUGUUACAGCUAGAGUUAUCAAGAAUUUCCAAUUACACUUGUAUUUCAAGAAAAAAGCGUAAGCAUCAGAAAUAUGAAAUAAUUCACUUUCACAAGUUUUGUGGGUGUUUAUAAAUGGUCUAUUUUUAUCUGCCAUAGAGAGUUGAUUUUUUGUUUUUAUUUAAUGGGAGAUGAAGCUGUUAGUUUAGCAGUGCAAAUUUAAAGAAGACCCUAAGUUCUCACCAGUGCUUUUAUAAAAAACUGUUUCUUAAAAUCAGCGAAUACAAAUAUAUAAAACGGUUACAUUUUCCACAACGAGUACUGAAGUAGAAAUGUUGUAAUACAGGAGUCAUUCUUGUAAAGCAUGAAGCUCAUGGUGGCCUCAUUUGCAGUUACAUGGAAUGGUUCCUGCAGCUUUGAGGAACACAGAAACAGCUGUAUAUGCCCACAUUAAGGCUGUUCUGUUUGCAAAAACUGUGAGGUUUUGCUCUGAGAGCUGUGUCUAGUGGGUAAUGAACACUGUUCAGAGCUUGCUGGUAAUCACUGGGCACAAAGCCUGGGGGCUGGAUGGGCAUGGGAGCCUAAAACAGUGCCCAGGUGGGGUUCUCCUAACACACAGUUUGUGCAAACUUGUGUGGCAGCGAGAGGAGAACUGUGUUACCCGUUUGCGUGUGGUCUGCAAGUGGCCUGUCGUGGUUUUAGCCUAGACUUCAUUAGCAAGUACAGUUCCACUGAGAAAAGGAAUGUAAUUCAAAGUACAUAGGGGUCUGCAAGAAUCUUUAUUUUUAUUUAUGCUGCACUGAGGAUUAUGAGACACAAAUUUAUUUAAGGAAAAUUAUAGAUUACAAUAAUAAAAAAAUGUAUUAGACCAAGUACAGGGCUGGCUAGGCUACCCAUACAUGCUUUACUAUUCAUAUUGACCCAAAAAGGGAAAGAAUAUGACACAGGAAUCAGUUCCUAUGUUAUUUACCAAGUAGUGAGGUUGGGGUGAUAAGCUUCUAUAGACUAAGGCUGUUUGGAAGUAGGAUGGAAAUGAUGCUGACAAGGGGGAGGGAGGAUUAGUUUUAUAUCUCACGGUUGUGAGUUUUCAAGAACUGAUAGACUCUUUUACCUGAAGAGAGGGUUAGAAAGGGCUAGAUCCGUUACGUUCAUAAUAAACAAGAAUUGGUUUGAAAUAUAAUUUUUGUAAUGUCAUUAUUUUGCAAAACGACAGCACCAAUCAGGCAGUUAAGAUAUUGUCAAAGGUGCUCUUUUAAUUUAGAUAUUCUUGGAAAAUACAUAUGUAUAAUAUAUGUACAUAUAUAUAUAUAUACACACAGUAUAUAAUCUACAGCUCUGAGAGCUUUUAAGUCAGGAAUGCUGAGUAUUAUAGUAUAUGGAGGUCAGAAAAAGAAUUUUUACUUUUCUGUGUGUCUGGGUGUGUGUGGAUGUGCGUGUGUGUGUGAAAGCUUCCCCUCACCCCAGUAGCUCUGGGCUGCGUUAUUCUAGCUCUUAAUUACUGAUUUGUUUUGUGCUGUCUCUCAGUUACCCAUUUUCAAUAAUUUUAUUUCAUCUUUUGUGGCUUUUGUGAAGUUUGUUUUUUAUUGAUGAAGAUUUUUGAAAUUAUGUAAACAGUUUGUUUUACAACCACCACCACCCAGAGUAAUUCACUUCUGUGCUUUUUUUCUCUUUGGCAGCUAUAUAUCAAAGGCAAAACAUUUGGAAAGGUUGUUAAGGUGUUAUUUUCUAAAGGAACCACUGGUAAGACUUCUGUUUUCCUCCUGAGGUAGUGGUGAUGCAUUCUUCCUUAGGCAGCAAUUUCACCAGCACUGGGUAGUUGCCGGCACCGUUGCUUGUAUUUGAAAGCACAAUUUUAGCCUGUUGUGCUCGUCAGGACUGCUCAGACACCUGUAGUUCUGGCUAGCCUGGAGCUGGCAUUUGCAUUGGAGAUCACUGUCUUCUCUGGUACUUGUAUAUUGGUCAGAAAAUUGGUGGGGUGUUUGGAAUCAUUAAGAGGCUCAGGAAAAAAAAAAAAGAUUUAAUAAGGAAAAACAGCCCUGAUAGUUUCUGACCUAAAUUUGUACCACAGGUUGCUUUUUUUAAAUCUGGGCUUCCAGUAAACUGCAGCAGCAACUAGUCAUCUGUUAGUGAAAACUGGCACCUGCUUUUUUAUUUUGUUUUUUCAUUUAUGGCAGACAGUGCUUUUUGUGGUUUAAAGACAAAUCCACCCAUCAAAGCAAGUUCGAUAUCAGUGGUUGCAAAUCUAUGAUAGUUCAUAGAGGAUUUAAUUGAUUUUGUAAGACCUUGUUUUUAUUGUAAUUUUUUUACCCUGAAGCCUAGUUAGUGAUGUAACAUUUGCCAAUGAUCCAACUAAAAGGUCAUGUAUUUAUUUUUGUUACAAUAUGUUCUUUGUAAAUGUUUAAUUAAAAUGUGCACUUUUAAAGAAAAAAAAAAAAAACAACAAACAAAACACAGAGAAAGAAAAAUUAGGGUAAAUUUGGUUUGCCUGAGAAGAUUUCUGGCAUAAUUGUUGUGAUCCUGCUGCCUGCACACAAUUCACUCCUCCACAGCAGUUGGCUCCUUGGCUAAUUGAAGUUGCAGAUCAGCACCUGGUGCCCAGCAGGCAUUGCUGCUGAAGGGCAGGAGAGCUGAGGGGCAGGAAUCAGGCGUGUGGUGUCUGGAGCAGUAUGUAGAGGAUGGAUGUGAAAUUAUUUUUAGAGUAGAACUAGUUCAGUGAUCCCAUAUGGGAAAGGGAGGU